CAGCGCAUGCGCCCUGGCCGGUGGAGUCUCCUUGGUUGGGGAAGUGAAAGAGAGCCCUUAGUUUGCCUGCGUUGCUUCGGUUCAGUCCCUUCGGUUCGGAGUAUGGCGGCUGCGUACAGGCUUGUGUUGGUUCGGCACGGGGAGAGCACCUGGAACCUCGAGAAUCGGUUCAGUGGCUGGUAUGAUGCGGAUCUGAGCCCAGCGGGGCAGGAAGAAGCGCGGCGCGGCGGCGAGGCGCUGAGAGAUGCUAAAUAUGAGUUUGAUAUCUGCUUCACAUCUGUGCAGAAGAGGGCCAUCCGUACCCUCUGGACUGUGCUGGAUAUCCUUGAUCAAAUGUGGGUGCCAGUAGUGAGGACCUGGCGUCUCAAUGAAAGGCAUUAUGGUGGCCUAACAGGCCUUAACAAGGCUGAGACAGCUGCUAAACACGGGGAGGCCCAGGUCAAGAUAUGGAGGCGUUCCUAUGAUAUCCCUCCACCGCCAAUGGAGCCUGAUCACCCUUUCUACAAUACCAUUAGCAAGGAUCGCCGCUAUGCUGACCUCACUGAAGAUCAGCUCCCUACAUGUGAGAGUUUGAAAGACACCAUUGCCCGGGCGCUGCCAUUCUGGAAUGAAGAAAUUGUUCCUCAGAUCAAGGAAGGCAAGCGAGUGCUCAUUGCUGCCCAUGGUAACAGUCUCCGGGGCAUUGUGAAACAUCUAGAAGGAAUGUCUGAGGCAGCAAUCAUGGAACUCAAUCUGCCCACUGGAAUACCAAUAGUCUAUGAGCUGGACAAAAAUUUGAAGCCUGUCAAGCCUAUGCAAUUCCUGGGAGACGAGGAGACUGUCCGCAAAGCUAUGGAAGCUGUGGCAGCUCAGGGCAAAGUCAAGAAGUGAGGGCAGGCAAAGUAAUCAGCAUAACCCCUCCUUCCCCUUCCCAGCACAUGCCUCAAGGGACUGGGCUGAAGAGCCAGAGAUGGUGAAGCUGAUGGGGCCAUGGCUUAUCCUUCCACAUUCAUGUUUCUCCAGCAGGACCUUGUUAGAUAUUUUAGAAGUGUGGAUCAUAGAUCAGCAGGGUUACUGACAGAAACAAAUCCCAGAGCAAUGAAAUUCAGUGCUGCUGAACUGAAGGGGCGGCCAAAGUUUUUGCAAGAGAGUCUCUGCUGCUUUCAUUUCACGUGAGACCUCCAGUUAGUCAAGUAUUACUUCAUUUGGUUUUGCCAUUCAGGAUGGUUGCAAGGACUGCUUAUUUUUCCUGAGUUCUUUUUCUUUAAUUUUGUAGAAGCAGCACCCCACUCCACUUGAACAUUUUUAAGCUGUGUUUGGACCUAUAGUCUGAUUGUGUGUUGGGUACCAAAAGCCAAUUCUUAUUUCAUUGCCUUCUGAACACUAGGAAGGAAGGGCGAGACUAGAAGAAAGGAAUAGCUCCCACUCUGGAAUUUCCACCUAUGACCCAAUGACUGCGUACAGUGCCAGUAAGCCCAGAUACUGUGUCUCAGCACAUGUUGCUUUUCUACCCCAUCGUCUUGUGUGGUGUCCCUGCCUCAUAGUUGGCAGAUUUACACUAGAGCUCACUUCACUGUACAAUGGCUGAAUCUGCCCUAGUCUCAGUAAAAUAAAGGAAUUAUGUGCAAUA
This is a messenger RNA of Candoia aspera, 1609 nucleotides long. RefSeq names its product phosphoglycerate mutase 1 (gene PGAM1). Gene Ontology annotation, biological process: glycolytic process. The record is from RefSeq and is a predicted model, not a curated record. Gene Ontology annotation, molecular function: intramolecular phosphotransferase activity. The coding region runs from base 7 to 870 and encodes 287 amino acids. NCBI's taxonomy places the organism in Eukaryota, Metazoa, Chordata, Lepidosauria, Squamata, Candoiidae. The transcript has 4 exons.